Molecule: messenger RNA, 301 nt
Organism: Rhizophagus irregularis DAOM 181602=DAOM 197198
Lineage: Eukaryota; Fungi; Glomeromycota; Glomeromycetes; Glomerales; Glomeraceae
Source: RefSeq, a predicted model, not a curated record
AUGGUCUUUGUUAUUAUUUAGCAAUUGAAUCACUUAAUAAAGCUCCAAGUAGUUUCAUUCAAUUUAAAGCAGUUGAAAUAUUAUUACAUUUACAUAAUAUUGAUAGUAAAAUGUUUUCAAUGAUUGAUGAUGAUAUUGAUCAAUAUAUAAAAAAAUUAAAUGAAAAUAAAUCAUUUGAAGAAAAAUUUCAAAAUUUAUUAUUAUUUAUUAAAGGAAAAUAUCUUGAAGACUUAAAAAUUUUAAGUGAAAAUAUUGGAAAAGAAAAGGAAGGAAAAGGAAAAGGAAAAAGUUUAAGUCAAAA